This is a messenger RNA of Ipomoea nil (Japanese morning glory), 1181 nucleotides long. Its product is annotated as biotin--protein ligase 2-like. Bases 21 to 1139 code for a protein of 372 amino acids. Gene Ontology annotation, cellular component: cytoplasm. The record is from RefSeq and is a predicted model, not a curated record. Gene Ontology annotation, molecular function: biotin--[biotin carboxyl-carrier protein] ligase activity. NCBI's taxonomy places the organism in Eukaryota, Viridiplantae, Streptophyta, Magnoliopsida, Solanales, Convolvulaceae. The transcript has 11 exons. Gene Ontology annotation, biological process: protein modification process.
UAUUCAAAUUACAAAGCAGGAUGAUAUUGACUAGCCGUUCUCUACUCUCUCACCAUCGAUCCUCCUCCUGCUUUCGCUCUCUUCCUCAGCUUGCAUCUUCUUCUCACUUGGCUUUCCCCACUUCUUCCCCUACAUAUAUGGAAUCAGAAUCAUCGGCGCCUUCACUUUUGGUGUUAUGCGGGAAAUCUGCAGCUGAGAAUGAACUGGCCAAGUCAUUGAAGAAUAACAAUGCUAUGAAACUCCUUGGGGACGAUCAAUUCGAAGUUGUUUUGCAUCCGGAGGUCGAAGAUAACCUCGGAAACGAAGGGUUUCGCAUUAGAGAUUACUUUAAAUCCCUUUUGACGAUGAGCCUCGGGAGGUUCCUUGUUUACUCUCCUAGAUUGCCUUCGACACACGACGUCGUUGCACGAAAUUUCUGUGAGCUGCCAGUUGGUGCAGUGUGUGUCGCUGAUGUGCAAUUCAAGGGGCGAGGUCGUUCAAUGAAUGUGUGGGAAUCACCAAAGGGUUCCCUUCUAUUUUCCUUUACCUUACAAAUGGAAGAUGGACGAAUGGUGCCACAUGUUCAGUAUGUAGUCAGUCUUGCCAUGACAGAUGCUAUUAAUGAUCUCUGCAUGCAAUAUGGUAUACCACGUCUUGAUGUAAGAAUAAAGUGGCCAAAUGAUUUAUAUUUAGGUGGCCUUAAGGUUGGUGGCAUUUUGUGCACUUCAACAUAUAAGUCACAGAAGUUUAAUAUCAGUGCUGGAAUAGGCAUAAAUGUAGAUAAUGAAAAGCCCACAACAUGCUUGAAUACUGUUCUGCAGAAAUCAACUUCUGUUCCAAACAUAUUUAAAAGGGAAGAUAUUAUGGCAGCCUUUUUCAAUAAGGUUGAGAGCUUCAUUGAUGUUUUCUUUAAUCAAGGAUUUCAGCCUCUUGAGGAGUUGUACUACAAGACUUGGCUCCACAGUGGACAGCGAGUUAUUGUACAGGAGAAAACUGAAAACCAGGAUCAGUUUGUAGAGAAUGUAGUGACCAUUCAGGGCUUAUCAUCGUCAGGUUACUUAUUAGCCAUAACUGAUGAUGGUCAAACAUGUGAACUUCAUCCCGAUGGCAACAGUUUUGACUUCUUCAAGGGACUUGUGAGAAGGAAAUUAAGUCAAUAAAGAUCUUCCCUGUGUCCAUGAAUUUAGCCUUAUACCCUUCCU